This is a messenger RNA of Branchiostoma belcheri (Belcher's lancelet), 14547 nucleotides long. RefSeq names its product dynein heavy chain 10, axonemal-like. NCBI's taxonomy places the organism in Eukaryota, Metazoa, Chordata, Leptocardii, Amphioxiformes, Branchiostomatidae. Gene Ontology annotation, molecular function: ATP binding; dynein intermediate chain binding; dynein light intermediate chain binding. Gene Ontology annotation, cellular component: dynein complex; axoneme. The transcript is spliced from 80 exons. Gene Ontology annotation, biological process: microtubule-based movement. The coding region runs from base 17 to 13387 and encodes 4456 amino acids. The record is from RefSeq and is a predicted model, not a curated record.
CAUCAUCCAGACCGUGAUGCGGUCGUACCUGUUCGUGUGCAUGGACCACCUCCCCGAGGAGCUGUCUGACCAGGACUGCGUGUUCUUCCUGCGUAACGCGCUCGGGACCGUAGACUGUCCCACCGACAUGGAGGAAGCCAACGAGGCCCUCCCCAAAGUGUUUGAGUUCGGGAUCCUGAACGGGCAUUCGCUGGUCAUGCUGGAGCACAUCAUCAGUCAGGUCUACACCCCCCUACUGGCCUACAACACCCACAGAAACGGGGGCCCCCAGGCUGGUGGGGAGGACCACGGGCAGGAGGAGGGGGAGUUCAACAUUAAGGAGUCUCAGACCAGGGCACUGCUGAGGGACGAGUUUCUCAUCAACAUGCAGAAGUUUACAGGCCACAUCAGCCGCACGAUUGGUCAGAUUGAGGGUGAAGUUCGGCUGGAAAUUCCCGAGCUGAACCUGGAGGGGUCAGAGGUCGACUUGGCCAAGGAUUCAGCUCUUGUGGAAGAGAUAGAGAAUGCGACGUCGAGUUGGGAGCGGCAGAUCCACCAGGCUUUGGAGCACCAGCAGAAGAAAACUCCGCAGGGGAACGGUCCGCUGGCCGAGAUCGACUUCUGGAGGGAACGUAAUGCCGCCCUCAGCGCACUGCACGAACAGCUCAAAAUUCCUGUCGUCAAAAAGAUGCUGACCAUCUUGACCAAGGCAGACAGCUCCUUUGUCCAGUCGUUUGAGUCAGAGAGAGCCGACCUCACCAAGUUCUACGUGGAGGCGAAAGACAACGUCAGGUUCCUCUCUACACUGGAGAGACACUUCAAGAACCUGACGCAUGGUACAGGGUUCAACGUAGUCCUGGACACCAUCCCUUCGCUGAUGAACGCCUUGCGGAUGGUGUGGAUCAUCUCCAGACACUACAACCGUGACGAGCGGAUGGUGCCUCUGAUGGAGCGCAUCGCCUGGGAGCUGGCCGAGCGCGUCGCAAGGGUCAUCAACAUCAGGACUAUCUUCAAAGAGAAGACAGAACAGGUAAAAAGCAGAACCUCGGAGGCCAAGAAGACCCUGGAGCUGUGGAAGGAGUGUUACUUCGACGUCAGAGCGAAGAUUGAGGCUUCCGGAAGAGACUCCAGAUGGGAGUUUGACCGCAAGAAACUGUUUGAGAGAACAGACUACAUGGCUUCUAUCUGUCAGGAUAUCUAUGACAUCGCACAGGUCCUUGAAGAAUUCUACAACAUCUUCGGCCCUGAGCUGAAGGCUGUUACGGGAGAUCCCAAGAGGAUCGAAGAUGUGCUGAAGAGAGUGGACGGGCUGGUGGAACCUGUAGAGGAGGUGAGCUUCGACCCGUUCGGUCUGCGGCACCAGAACCAGUGGAAGGCGGUCAUGGACUGGUUUAACCGGGAGGUCCUGGCCAUCGAGGGCGAGGCCAAGCACUUCAUCGACGAGUCCUUCAAGACCCUGAGGUCAGCGGAGGGCGCGUUCGACCUGCUGCUCAAGUUCAAGCACAUCCGCACGCGCGACGCCAUCAACACUCAGCUGAUGAGGAAGUUCAACGACAUCCUGCUGCAGUUCGGCAAGGAGGUGGACACGAUGAACUCCAUCUACCAGCAGUACAAGGACGACCCUCCUCUCUCCAAGAACCAGCCUCCCGUUGCCGGGGCGAUCAUGUGGGAGCGCUCGCUCUUCCACCGCAUGAAGCACGUCAUCAUCAGGUUCCAGGUGCUGGACGAGAUGCUGUCCACCGACCAGGGCAAACAGGCUCGUAUGAGAUACCUGACGGUUGCUAAGGAGAUGAAGGUGUUUGAGGAUGAGAAGUACGCUGCGUGGCGGGAGCAGGUAGAGCAGGUCCUGCCGGGGUUCCUGAAGAGAAACCUGCUGGCCAAGCCUCAGCAGAGUGAGGAGGAGGGGCAGGGCAAGGAGGAGGCUCCUGCUGCUGGUGAGGAAGGGAAGAAAGUGAAGUAUGUGGUUGACUUUGCCCCGGAGCUUUCUGAGAUCAUCACAGAGACUAAGUACAUGGAACAGCUCGGCUUCCCCAUCCCAGAGACUGCCAGGAACGUAGCACUGCAGGAGGACAAGUACAUCCGGUAUGUGGACGGUCUGCGUCACAUGCUGAACCGGUACCACUCACUACUGGGCUCACUGGAUGAAGCUGAGACCCAGUUACUGGACGAGCACAUCCGGGAGCUGCGGAGAGUCCUGCGGCCGGGCUACAAGCGGCUCAACUGGAACUCUCUCGGCAUCAACGACUACGUCUCCAGAGUACAGCAGGCCAUGGGCAAGUUUGAGUCGCUGGUGAACCAGAUCCAGAAGAAUGCACGAGACAUCAACGCUCGUCUGGGCAUGGUGGAGAGCGCCAACCUGUUCAAGAUCCCCCCUCCCAAGGCUGGCGAGACCUUACCUGGGGCCAAGGAAUUCUUUGAGUACAUAGAGCGGGAGAGGUCCAAAGACUACGAGCUUCUCGCGAGAAAAUACCGCGCGAUCGGACCGCUUCUCACCAAGAUGGAGGGUCUGGUGGUCCACACCAACACGGGGAAAUCUCCCAAACUCCACUCCUACUACAACUACUGGGAGAGAAGGGUCUACAACUCUCUUACUGCUCUUGUGAAGAGGAACCUGUCGUGGUUCUGUCGCGCCAUCACGUCCCCCAGGCCGCUGUUCCAGAUCGACGCCAUGCUGUCUGCCCCGGAGAUUGUUCUCACUCCGAACCCAAACGAGAUCUACAAACUCUGCAUGAACUGUGUCCGUGACGCUGUCGAGGGUUCAAAGCUGUUUGUGCGUUGGAUGCACGGCACCUGCAUCGAGACGCCGCCCCAGCAUGCAGAGGGCGAGGACGAGCCCAUCGUGUUCAGCUUCUUCACCGACAUCGCCGCCGACUCCUCGGUCAUCGACCUGGUUGUCACGGCCUCGCAGAACGUGCAGAAGACCCUCAUGGCGCUGAACAAGUACCUCAGCAGGUGGAAGAGAUACCGGCCGCUCUGGAAACUGGAUAAGGGCAUCAUGAUGGAGAAGUUUGCUGCCAAGAAGCCGUCCUGUGUGGCUUACGACGAGAAGCUUCAGUUCUACACCAAGAUCGCUCACGAGGUAUCAGAACAGCCUCUAGUGAAAGAUGAGGACUGUAUCCGACUCCAGCUGACUCCGCUGGCCUCCACCGUCCAGGACCACGCCAAGGCCUGGGUCACGUCUCUGGGAAAACUGCUCAACGACUCCGCCAAGGAGGAGCUCUUCACUCUCAAGACAGAGCUAGAGGGCCAGACAUCAGACUUGAAGAAGGUUCCGGACACCUUGGAGGAUCUGAAGUUUGUUCUCGGCGUGAUCGCCAACAUUAAAGACAUCUCUCUGGAUGUGGAGAUGAGAUUUGUGGACCUGCAGGAGAGAUACAGAACCCUGGGGAUGUACAAGAUAGAGGUAACAGAAGAAGAGACAGAGUUGGUGAAAGACAUGCCUCAGAUCUGGGGAGAUCUGUUCAUGGACUCCAAGUACGUCGACGCACGACUCGGGCCAGUCAAGAAGAAGUUUACUGAGAUCACCCUGCAGCAGAUUAAGGAGUACGAUAAGGACCUGAACAAGUUUGGGGAGACGUUCCAUGCAGAGGGCCCAGGAGCCGUGGGGGCUGACCUAGACAAAGGAGUUGAGAUCCUGGAGCAGUACCAGAAGGAGCUGGGUAAGUACGAGCGAGAGCGGCAGGAGCUGGCGAACGCUGAGCGACUGUUUGACCUGCCCAUCACCAUGUACCCGCUGCUGCAGCAGGUACAGAAGGAGAUGAAGGGGCUGGAGAUGAUCUACACACUCUACAAACAACAGAAGGCUGCGCGUGAGGAGUGGUCUCAGACCCUCUGGGCCAACCUGAACGUGAACCAGCUGGUGGAGGGUAUUGAAGGGUUUAUCAAGCAGCUGAAGCGCAUGCCGAAGGACGUGAAGAGCCUCCCGGUGGCCCACCACCUGGACGGGAAGAUGCGGGAGUUCCAGGCCUCCAUCCCGCUCUUCGUGGAUCUCAAACACGAGGCGCUGAGAGAACGUCAUUGGAAGGAGCUGAUGGAGAAGACAGGAAAGUCGUUUGACAUGAACCCGGAGACGUUCACACUGGAGAAUCUGUUUGCCAUGGACCUGCACAACUACGCAGAAACUAUCGCUGACAUCGUCACCUCCGCUUCCAAGGAACUCAGCAUCGAGAAGGGUAUCAAGGAGGUAGAAGAGACGUGGGCCAGUAUGAAGUUUACUGUGCACAAAUACAUCAAAGGCACGUCUGACCGUGGGUUUAUCCUGGGCUCUGUGGAUGACGUGAUGCAGAUUCUGGACGACAACGCGAUGAACCUACAGAGCAUGUCGGCCUCGCGCUUUGUCGGACCUUUCCUCCAGACCGUACAGAACUGGGAGAAGGGCCUGUCUCUCAUCGCUGAAGUCGUGGAGGUGUGGAUGGUGGUACAGAGGAAGUGGAUGUACCUGGAGAGCAUCUUCCUGGCAGGAGACAUCCGAUCACAGCUGCCAGAGGAGGCCAAGAAGUUUGAUGCCAUCGACAAGAUCUUCAAAAAGAUCAUGAAUGAAACAGCGAAGUCCCCGAUCAUCAAAUCGACGUGCCACGCGCCCAACCGCCUGUCUGACCUGCAGAACCUGAGCGACGGUUUAGAAAAGUGCCAGAAGAGUCUGAACGACUAUCUGGACUCCAAACGGAAUGCCUUUCCGAGGUUCUUCUUCAUCUCAGACGAGGAGCUUCUCAGCAUCCUGGGCAGCUCAGACCCCAACUGUGUGCAGGAACACAUGAUUAAGAUGUAUGACAACAUUGCUGCGCUGCGGUUCCAAGAAGGCUCCAACGGGGAGACCCUGGCGACGGCCAUGAUCUCAGCUGAGGGGGAGGUGAUGGAGUUCAGGUCUAACGUGGCUGCUGAGGGGCGUGUGGAAGACUGGAUGACAGCCGUGCUACAGGAGAUGAGGUCCACCAACCGUCUCAUCACCAAGGAGGCCAUCUUUAAGUACUGCGAGGAUGGCAUGCCCAGGGUUGAAUGGAUGACCCUGUACCAGGGCAUGGUAGUACUAGCUGGUAACCAAGUCUGGUGGACAUGGGAGGUGGAGGACACCUUCAACAAGGUCAAGAAGGGUGACAAGAACGCCAUGAAGAACUACGCCAAGAGGAUGCACAAGCAGAUUGACGACCUUGUGGUCAAGGUCAGGUCCGAGCUGUCGAAGAACGACCGUGCCAAGUUCAACACCGUGCUCAUCAUCGACGUGCACGCAAGGGACAUCAUUGACAUCUUCGUCAGAGACAGUAUCAUGGACAUCCGUGAGUUUGAGUGGGAGAGCCAGCUGCGGUUCUACUGGGACAGACCCAUGGAUGAGCUGAUGGUGAAACAGUGUACCGGCACGUUUGGGUACGGUUAUGAGUACAUGGGUCUGAACGGGAGGCUGGUCAUCACUCCACUUACUGACAGGAUCUACCUAACCCUCACACAGGCCCUGUCCAUGUACCUGGGCGGUGCUCCCGCCGGCCCUGCUGGUACAGGUAAAACUGAGACCACCAAGGAUCUGGCCAAGGCACUCGGCCUGCUGUGUGUGGUCACCAACUGUGGUGAAGGCAUGGACUUCAAGGCUGUAGGUAAGAUCUUCUCGGGUCUGGCGCAGUGUGGAGCGUGGGGCUGCUUCGACGAGUUUAACCGUAUCGACGUGUCCGUGCUGUCUGUCAUCUCAUCGCAGAUCAAGACCAUCCAGAACGCACUCAUCCACAAACUCAAGCGCUUCCAGUUUGAGGGCAGUGAGAUCGCGAUGGACGAUCGUAUGGGUAUCUUCAUCACGAUGAACCCGGGGUACGCGGGGCGUACAGAGCUGCCAGAGAGCGUCAAGGCACUGUUCCGCCCCGUGGUGGUGAUCGUGCCGGAUCUGCAGCAGAUCUGCGAGAUCAUGCUGUUCUCCGAAGGAUUCCUGCUUGCCAAGGUCCUUGCCAAGAAGAUGACGGUGUUGUACAAGCUGGCUAAGGAGCAGCUGUCCAAGCAGCACCACUACGACUUCGGUCUGCGAGCGCUCAAAUCUGUCCUGGUGAUGGCAGGAGAGCUCAAGAGAGGCUCACCCGACCUGGACGAGGACGUUGUGCUGAUGCGAGCCCUGCGUGACAUGAACCUGCCCAAGUUCGUGUUUGAGGACGUCCCGCUCUUCCUGGGGCUGAUCGGGGACCUGUUCCCCGGCCUGGACUGCCCCCGGGUUCGCUACCCGAGCUUCAAUGACGCUGUCGAGCAGUCACUGGAGGAUAAUGGCUACAUCCUGCUUCCACAACAGGCUGACAAGGUAGUACAGAUGUAUGAGACCAUGCUGACCAGACACACCACCAUGAUCGUGGGGCCCACAGGAGGGGGCAAGUCUGUGGUCAUCAACACACUGGCACAGGCACAAACAAGACUGGGCCUGAACACCAAGCUGUACGUGAUGAACCCCAAGGCCUGUACUGUGAUCGAGCUGUACGGUAUCCUGGACCCCAUCACGCGAGACUGGACAGACGGGAUGCUCUCCAACAUCUUCAGAGAGAUCAACAAGCCUCUGCAGGGAGAGAAGCAGGAGCGUCGAUACAUCCUGUAUGACGGGGACGUGGACGCCCUGUGGGUGGAGAACAUGAACUCUGUCAUGGAUGACAACAAGCUGCUGACUCUGGCCAACGGAGAGCGUAUCCGUCUGCAGAAACACUGCGCCAUGCUGUUCGAGGUGGGAGACCUACAGUACGCUUCCCCAGCUACCGUGUCCCGUUGCGGGAUGGUUUACGUUGACCCGAAGAACCUCGGCUACAAGCCCUUCUGGGAGAAGUGGGCGAACGGCAGGCCCAACAAGGCGGAGAGGGACGACCUGAACAGGCUGUUUGAGAAAUACGUCCCACCGGCGAUCGACAUGGUGAUAGAAGGCAUCGUGGACGGACGGCAGGGGGAGAAGCUGAAGUGCAUCGUGCCGCUGACGAACCUCAACCUGGUGGUCCAGCUGUCCAACAUGCUGAACGCCAUCCUGGUGAAGGAGGUGUCAGACUCCAUGAUCCUGGAGGCCUACUUCCUGCAGUGCCUCUACUGGUCCAUAGGGGGCGCCCUGCUGGAGGACGGCCGGGUGAAGUUUGACCAGUUCAUCAAGGGCCUGUCCCAGAUGACCACCAUCUCUGAUGAGCCUGGGAAGUACGCUGGCAUCGGGGAAAUACCUGGCGCCCAGCCGACUCUGUACGAGUACUUCUUCGAUGACGUACAGAACCGGUGGAUCCCAUGGGGCGAGCUCGUGCCCAAGUACGUCCACGACCCGGAGAAGAAGUUCAACGAGAUCCUGGUCCCCACGGUCGACACCGUCCGCUCCACCUGGCUCGUCCAGCUCAUGGUCAACAUCAAGCGCCCGGUUGUCCUGGUGGGCGAGACCGGAACGUCCAAAACAGCAACGAUUCAGGACUUCCUACGCAGUGUGGACAAAGAGACACAUCUCCUGCUGACCAUGAACUUCUCGUCGAGGACCACCUCCAUGGACGUGCAGCGGAACCUGGAGGCUAACGUGGAGAAGCGCACCAAGGACACGUACGGUCCCCCGCCCGGGAAGAGGCUCCUCUGCUUCAUAGACGACAUGAACAUGCCACAGGUGGACACGUACGGCACCCAGCAGCCCAUUGCCCUCCUGAAGCUUCUACUUGAGCGAGGCGGCAUGUACGAUCGUGGCAAGGAGCUCAACUACAAGAUCCUGAAGGACCUUGGCUACCUGGCCGCUAUGGGCAAGGCCGGUGGAGGGCGUAACGAAGUGGACCCGCGUUUCGUCUCGCUUUUCACGGUCUUCAACAUGACGUUCCCGUCGGACGAGUCCCUGCAUCACAUCUACUCAUCCAUCCUGCAAGGUCACCUCAAGCCGUUUAGUGACGAGAUUCGUGCGCUGGCCAACGGGCUGACCUCUGCGACCUUGGCGCUGUACCAGAACAUCGUGCGUGACCUUCCGCCGACCCCGUCCAAGUUCCACUACAUCUUCAACCUGCGGGACCUGUCCCGGACCUACCAGGGACUCUGCCUCACCACUCCUGACAGGUUCCAGACUGCUGCCCAGUUUGUUCGCUGCUGGAGGAACGAGACGGCCCGAGUCUUCAACGACAGACUCAUCAAUGACACGGACAAGGAGCUGGUCGUCGGCAUGAUGAAGAAUAUAUUGGAAGAGAACUACAGACAGCACACAGAAGCCGUCCUGAGGGAGCCGUGCCUGUUUGGAGACUUCCGCACGGCCCUGGAGGAGGCGGAACCACGUGUGUACGAGGACAUUCAGGACUAUGACGCAGCCAAGGCGUUGUUCCAAGAGAUCCUGGAGGAGUACAACGACAACUACACCCCGAUGAACCUGGUGCUUUUUGACGAUGCCCUGGAGCAUCUCACCCGGAUCCACCGCGUCAUCCGCAUGGACCAAGGCCACGCCCUCCUGGUGGGUGUGGGUGGAUCCGGCAAGCAGAGCUUGACGAAGCUCGCCUCCUUCACCGCUGGCUGCGACAUCUUCGAGAUCACGCUGAGUCGCGGCUACGACGAGACCAACUUCCGUGACGACCUGAAGAUCCUGUACGGCAAGCUCGGCGUGGAGAACAAGAAGACCGUGUUCCUGUUCACAGAUGCACACGUGGCACAGGAGGGAUUUCUGGAGCUGAUCAACAACAUGCUGACAUCAGGCAUGGUCCCUGCUCUCUAUCCUGAUGAUGAGAAAGAUGCCAUCAUCCAGUCGAUGAGAGAUGAAGCCGGUAAGGCUGGUUCAGGCCCUGCAAGGGAGGCCAUCUGGCAGUACUUCGUCACCAAGUGUUCCAACAACCUGCACAUCGUCCUGGCCAUGUCCCCUGUUGGCGACACUCUGCGGACGCGCUGCAGGAACUUCCCUGGGCUGGUCAACAACACCACCAUCGACUGGUUCAUGCCGUGGCCCGAGCAAGCCCUCUACGCCGUCGCUAACGUAUUUGUGGGAGAGAACCAGAUGGUACCAGACCAGCACCAGGAGCAGGUGGUGAGCCAUCUGGUGUACGUGCACCAGUCUGUGGUAGACUACAGCCGGCUCUUCCAGCAGAAGCUGCGCCGCAUCAACUACGUCACCCCCAAGAACUACCUGGACUUCAUCACCUCCUACACAAAACUCCUGCAGGAGAAGGACCAGUACAUCCUCUCACAGUGCAAACGUCUGGAGGGAGGCAUGGCCAAACUCGCAGAGGCCAGCGUCCAACUGAACGAGCUGAACGAGAAGCUGGCUGUGCAGAAGGUGGCCGUGACGGAGAAAACCGCUGCCUGCGAGGCCCUGCUGGAGGAGAUUUCAUCAGGCACUGCCGAGGCCACGGAGAAGAAGAAGUUUGCAGAGGCAACGGCGGUGCAGCUGGAUGAACAGAACAAAGUCAUCGCUGUGGAGAAGAAAGAUGCAGAGGACUCGCUGGCUGAAGCCAUGCCUGCCCUGGAGGCUGCACGACUGGCCCUACAGGACCUGGACAAGUCUGAUGUCACAGAAAUCAGGUCCUUUGCGAAGCCGCCCAAGCCUGUGCAGACGGUGUGUGAGUGCAUCGUGGUGAUGAGGGGGAUCAAGGAGGUGUCCUGGAAGUCUGCCAAGGGCAUGAUGUCGGAGCCGAACUUCCUCAAGUCACUCAUGGAGAUGGACGUGGAUGCCAUCACACAGGGACAGACGAAAACUGUCAAAGGUUUUGUGAAGAGCAUGGCGGUGUCAGUAGAGGAGAUGUCAGCCAUCAGUCGGGCCGGCGCCGGGAUGCUGAAGUUCGUGGAAGCUGUCAUGGGAUACUGCGACGUGGCCAGGGAGAUCAAACCUAAGAGAGAAAAGGUGGCCCGUCUGGAGAGGAACUACCACCAGUCGAAGCGUGAGCUGGAGAAGAUCCAGAAGGAGGUGCAGGGCCUGGAGGACACGCUGGCCAAGCUCAGUCAGAAGUACGAGGACGCCAUGCGGGAGAAACGGGAACUGCAGGAGGAGGCUGAGAUCAUGGAACGUCGACUCAUCGCCGCAGACAAGCUCAUCUCUGGCCUGGGAUCCGAAAACGUCAGAUGGAGGCGUGACCUCGAGGACCUUAAGGAGCAGCGAGUGCGUCUCCUUGGCGACUGCCUCCUUGCCUCGGCCUUCCUGAGCUACCUGGGCGCCUUCAGCUGGGACUUCCGACAGGACCUGCUGUUUAAGGAGUGGGAGACGGACGUGGUGAACAAGUCCAUCCCGCUGUCUCAGCCCUUCAAGCUGGACGUACUGCUCACCAACGAUGUGGAAGUCAGCAAGUGGACGUCGGAGGGCCUGCCCCCAGACGAACUCUCCAUCCAGAACGGUAUCCUCACGACCAAUGCCUCCCGAUUCCCGCUCUGUAUCGACCCGCAGCAACAGGCACUCAGCUGGAUCAAGAAGAAGGAGGAGAAAAACAACCUCAAGGUAUCUUCCUUCAACGACCCAGACUUCCUGAAGCAGCUGGAGCUGGCCAUCAAGUACGGCUUCCCCUUCCUGUUCAAGGACGUGGACGAGUACAUCGAUCCUGUCAUCGACAACGUGCUGGAGAAAAACAUCAAAGGUGCCCAGGGCAGGCAGUUCAUUGUGCUGGGAGACAAGGAGGUGGACUACGACCCCAGCUUCAGGCUCUACCUCAACACCAAACUGUCCAACCCCAAGUACAGCCCUGCUGUCUUCGGCAAGGCCAUGGUCAUCAACUACACUGUCACACUCAAGGGUCUGGAGGACCAGCUGCUGAGUGUGAUUGUCGGGUUUGAGAGAAAGGAGCUGGAGGAACAGAGAGAAAGGCUCAUCCAGGAAACAAGUGACAACAAGCGUCUGUUGAAGGACCUGGAGGACUCCCUGCUGCGAGAGCUGGCCACCUCCACAGGAAACAUGCUGGACAAUGUGGAGCUGGUUCAGACUCUGGAGGAGACCAAGAGCAAGGCUUCAGAGGUGACAGAGAAGCUGAAGCUUGCAGAGAAAACCUCCAUCGACAUCAACAAGCUCCGUGACGGCUACCGUCCUGCCGCCCGGCGCGGUGCCAUCCUGUACUUUGUCCUGUCUGAGAUGGCCAUCAUCAACACCAUGUACCAGUACUCGCUGGCAUCGUACCUGGAGGUGUUUGACUUCUCGCUGAGGAAGAGCCUGCCCGACUCCAUCCUGGUGAAGAGACUGAAGAACAUCAUGGACACGCUCACGCAUAAUGUGUACAACUACGGCUGCACUGGUCUGUUUGAGAAGCACAAGCUCCUCUUCUCCUUCCAAAUCUGCAUCAAGCUGCAACAGAACGAGGACAAGUGUCCGCAGGAGGAGCUGGACUUCUUCAUCAAGGGGAACCUGUCGCUGGAGAAGAGCAAGCGGCGCCGGCCGUUCGACUGGAUCCCGGAGCAGGGCUGGGAGGACAUCAUCAGGCUCACCGAGUCCUUCCCCGAGGCCUUCGGGUCCAUGGCAGAGGACAUAGAGCGCAACGAGAGGACAUGGAAAGAGUGGUACGAUCUGGACGCCCCGGAGGCAUCCCCGUAUCCAAUGAAAUACAAGGACAGCCUCACCGACUUCCAACGUCUCAUGCUCCUGCGGUGCUUCCGCGUUGAUCGCGUCUACCGCGCCGUCACCGACUUCGUCACGGAGAAGAUGGGCGAGAAGUACGUAACGCCCCCCGUCGUCAGCUUCGAGGCCAUCUUCGAGCAGAGCACGCCGCUGUCGCCGAUCGUGUUCAUCCUCAGUCCCGGGUCCGACCCGGCCGGAGACUUGUUCAAGCUGGCCGAGAGAUCCGGGUUCGGCGGGAACCGGCUCAAGUACCUCGCCAUGGGACAGGGACAGGAAAAGGUGGCCCUGCAACUGCUUGAGACGUCGAUUGCUCGUGGCCAUUGGCUGAUGCUGCAGAACUGCCAUCUGUUGGUUCGCUGGCUGAAGGACCUGGAGAAGGCUCUGGAGCGGAUCACCAAGCCCCAUCCCGACUUCCGGCUCUGGCUCACCACCGAACCCACACCCGAGUUCCCCAUCGGCAUCCUACAGCGAUCACUAAAGGUUGUGACAGAACCUCCGAACGGCCUGAAACUGAACCUGAGGAACACGUACCACAAGAUCACGGCGACCGCGCUGGGCGACUGUCCCCACGAGUACUUCCCCGCCCUGGUGUACGUGCUAGCCUUCUUCCACGCCGUGGUUCAGGAGCGAAGGAAGUACGGCAAGAUCGGCUGGAACAUUCCCUAUGACUUCAACGAGUCAGACUUCCAGGUGUGUAUGUCCAUCCUCCACACCUACCUGCGGAAGGCGUGCGAGCAGGGAGACCAGAAGGUGCCCUGGGCCAGUCUCAAGUACCUGAUUGGAGAGGUGAUGUACGGUGGGAGGGCCAUUGACAACUUUGACCGUCGCAUCCUGUCCACCUACAUGGACGAGUACCUCGGAGAUUUCAUCUUUGACACUUUCCAGCCUUUCCACUUCUACUUCAAUGAUGAGGUUGACUACAAGAUCCCAGAGCUGGGACCAAGGGACAACUACGUAGAGGAGAUUGAGAGCCUGCCGUUGGCCAACACGCCCGAGGUGUUCGGCCUGCACACCAACGCAGAGAUCGGCUACUACACACAGGCCGCCAAGGACAUGUGGACCAACAUGGUGGACCUGCAGCCACAGACAGGUGGUUCGAGCACUGGCAUCAGCCGUGACGACUACAUCAGCAACAUCGCGGGAGACAUCCAGAAGAAGCUUCCCGCCAUCUUCGAGCUGGACAAGAUCAAGAAGAAGUACGGAGUGGACAUCUCGCCGACCACCGUGGUGCUGCUGCAGGAGCUCGAGCGCUUCAACAAACUCAUCUCCGUCAUGGGGAAGACUCUCGCUGAGCUGCAGAGGGCGCUGAAGGGUGAGGUGGGAAUGUCCAACGUGCUGGACGAGGUUUCCCGGUCCCUGUUUAACGGACAGAUCCCCGCCGUGUGGCGCAAGCUCGCCCCCGACACGCUCAAGUCUCUCGGCAACUGGAUGAUGCACUUCCAGGGCAGGUUCGAGCAGUACUCCACAUGGAUAAACGAGGCUGAGCCAGCCGUGAUGUGGCUGUCUGGUCUCCACAUCCCCGAGUCGUACCUCACGGCGCUUGUACAGGCCACCUGUCGUAAGAACGGCUGGCCGCUGGACCGCUCUACGCUCUACACCAACGUCACCAAGUUCCCAACUGCCAACGAUGUCACAGAGACCGCUCACCAAGGGUGCUUUGUGUCCGGGCUGUACCUGGAGGGAGCUGCCUGGGACAUGGAGAACAGUUGUCUGAUCCGACAGCCGCCCAAGGUGCUGCUGCAGCCACUGCCUAUUCUCAAGGUUAUUCCCAUCGAGGCGCAUCGUCUGAAGCUCCAGAACACGUUCCGGACGCCCGUCUACACGACUUCCCAGCGCAGGAACGCCAUGGGAGUCGGUCUCGUGUUUGAGGCAGACUUGGCGACAACCGAACACUCCUCUCACUGGGUACUGCAGGGCGUCUGUCUCAUUCUCAACUCUGAUUAGAACUCUCCAUCAGCAGCUGGGCAGAACGUACUGCACCUGCCCAAAACCCUGACAUAUGUUGUGCAUAGCACUUCAGCAAAACUUCUCACAUAAGGUCGUAUUCGCCUAUAUAAGGUUAACAUCCUGUCUGUAGUUUCCAAAUGUUAUGUGGGAAAAGAUAUCUUCUGCAACAGGCAAAAUUCUGAUCCAACGUUGACCAAAAAUCCAACAAAAACCGUCCAACUUUCUGGUGCAGAGAUUACUUUACUUCUCAACUGUUGCUUAAGUUGUUGAGUUGAAUAGAAAAGAUUGUCUUCAGUUCAGAAUCUUUGCACCAAGAAAAAAUGUUCAAGCUAAAUGGUCCCAUCGUGUUUAUUUUUAUUAGUUUACUUUUUCAAGAAGAAUGACCAAUCUUUUAUUUUCCACUUGUCAAAUUCUACUGCUAUGAAACAAAUUCAAGUGUUGUGAAGUUUACUUUGUUCACAGAAGAUUGAAUUUAAGUUUUUGUGACUUAAAUAACAGAAUGAUGAGUUCAAACAAGUUUGAUGUACUUUGUUUUUGCAUUGCAUUUUGCAGAAUACGUGAUAUGAAAAGCACAAAGUCUUGCUUUCCAAGAAUGUUGUAGCACUUGUAUGUAUUAUAGCUUUAUCCACGUGCUUUUGUAAGCCGAGUGCCCACCAAGUACAAAAAAGAUAUGCUGCUAAUAGUUGUUAAACACAUGUGGGUUGGUGAUCUUUCAUCACAUUGAUACAAAUACCUAUAGGACACAUACAUGUAUACGGCUCUUAGUAGAGAAGUACAAAACUACAUGUACUUAAGACAAACAGUAAUGAUUUUUAAAUCCAACAUCAGUUCUUUAACACACAGUGCCUUCUAUGCAACCAAGUUGUAAGAUUUACAUGUAUAACAUACCACACAAUGUUUUUGUGUAUUUAUUUGAUGUUUUGACUGCAAAGAUGUAUAGAUUAUCAUCAGAACUGUAUAGUACAUGGAAUGGUGAAUGUUUGUAUAUGGAAGAUGAUUGAAAAUUAUAUAAUUUUGUUGUAAUGAAUUUGUGUAGUUGUCCACAGCCACUGAAUGUUUAAUGUGAAAUUCUACAGCGAGCUAUUUUAGAUUGAACCUGGGUGUAAGAUUAUAUUUUUCUAUGUGCCACAAAAUAAAUGUGUUGUUAUCAAUAAUUA